AUGCCCGGCCCUGUGGACACCUCAAAGUCCAUCGACAAGAAGCGGAAGAGAAAGCACAGUUCUAAGCCUGCCGCCAAUGGCGAAGAUGUCCCGAAGCCUGUCGAGGCUAAGCCCAGCCCUGCAAAGAGCUCCAAGAAGGCCGCUCCCUCUCCCAAGCCUGCCGCCGACAAGUCGACCAAGAAGCGCAAAGUGAGCCACUCGCCCAGCGACGACGAGGAGAGCGCUGACGAGGCUGAGGAUGUUGAGGAGCAGGCCGAGGAGGACGAAGACGUUGAGGAGGUCGAGGAGAAGGGCGAUGGCUCUGCCAAUCUCCCAACUAUGGGUGACGUUCACCUGCCUAAUGAGGUCCAAUUGCAGAAGUUCUCUGAGCUGAACCUCUCCGAGAAGACCAUGACGGCUAUCCAGGGUAUGGGCUUCACGACGAUGACUGAGAUCCAACAACGCACAAUUCCGCCGCUCCUGGCUGGUCGUGAUGUUCUGGGUGCGGCGAAGACUGGAUCCGGCAAGACUCUGUCCUUCUUGAUUCCCGCUGUGGAGAUGCUCAGUGCUCUGCGCUUCAAGCCCAGAAACGGUACCGGUGUUCUGGUCAUCUCUCCUACCCGUGAGCUGGCUCUUCAGAUCUUCGGUGUUGCCCGUGAGCUCAUGGAACACCACUCUCAGACAUAUGGUAUCGUCAUUGGUGGUGCCAACCGUCGCGCUGAGGCUGAUAAGCUGGCCAAGGGUGUCAACCUGCUCAUCGCAACCCCUGGUCGUCUGCUUGAUCACCUCCAGAACACCCAAGGCUUCAUUUUCAAGAACAUGAAGACCCUUGUCAUCGACGAGGCUGACCGUAUUCUGGAAGUUGGUUUCGAAGAUGAGAUGCGCCAGAUUAUCAAGAUUCUCCCCAAGGAGGAGCGUCAGACCUCUCUAUUCUCUGCUACUCAAACAACCAAGGUCGAGGAUUUGGCCCGUAUCUCGCUGCGUCCCGGCCCUCUGUACAUCAACGUUGACCACAGCAAGGAGCACAGUACCGUGGCGGGUCUGGAACAGGGCUACGUUAUCUGUGAGGCCGAUAAGCGCUUCCUGCUUUUGUUCUCGUUCCUCAAGCGCAACCUGAAGAAGAAGAUUAUUGUUUUCUUCUCCAGCUGUAACUGUGUGAAGUACCAUGCCGAGCUUCUGAACUACAUCGAUCUUCCCGUCCUGGAGCUGCACGGAAAGCAGAAGCAGCAAAAACGAACCAACACCUUCUUCGAGUUCUGUAACGCUAGCCAGGGCACCCUGAUCUGUACUGAUGUUGCUGCCCGUGGUUUGGAUUCUAGAUCCCCGCCGUCGACUGGAUUAUUCAGUUCGAUCCCCCCUGAUGACCCUCGUGACUACAUCCACCGUGUCGGACGUACUGCUCGUGGUGCCAACGGCAAGGGUCGCAGUUUGAUGUUCUUGCAGCCCUCUGAGGUCGGCUUCCUCAAGCACCUGAAGGAAGCCCGUGUUCCUGUCGUCGAAUUCGAGUUCCCCCAGUCGAAGAUUGUCAACGUCCAGUCUCAAUUGGAGAAGCUCAUUGGACAGAACUACUACCUCAACAAGUCUGCCAAGGAAGGUUACAAGUCUUACCUCCAGGCUUACGCCUCCCACUCCCUCCGUUCCGUGUUCGACGUGAACAAGCUCGACUUGGUCAGGGUGGCCAAGGGCUUCGGUUUCAAUACACCUCCCCGCAUCGAUAUCCAGCUGGGUGCCAGUAUGUCUCGGGAUAAGAAGCAAGAGCAACAAAGUCGCCGCACAUAUGGUAGUCAGCCGAAGGGAGGGCUGAAGUUCAAGCGAAAGCACGAGGAUUAA
Penicillium malachiteum is the source of this 1809-nucleotide messenger RNA. RefSeq names its product ATP-dependent RNA helicase HAS1 (gene has1). Gene Ontology annotation, molecular function: nucleic acid binding; RNA helicase activity; ATP binding. The record is from RefSeq and is a predicted model, not a curated record. Lineage: Eukaryota; Fungi; Ascomycota; Eurotiomycetes; Eurotiales; Aspergillaceae. The transcript is spliced from 3 exons. The coding region runs from base 1 to 1809 and encodes 602 amino acids. Gene Ontology annotation, biological process: maturation of LSU-rRNA from tricistronic rRNA transcript (SSU-rRNA, 5.8S rRNA, LSU-rRNA). Gene Ontology annotation, cellular component: nucleolus.